Molecule: messenger RNA, 2406 nt
Organism: Cavenderia fasciculata
Lineage: Eukaryota; Evosea; Eumycetozoa; Acytosteliales; Cavenderiaceae
Gene: alxA
Product: ALG-2 interacting protein X
Exons: 5
Coding region: 1-2406 (801 amino acids)
Biological process (GO): protein transport to vacuole involved in ubiquitin-dependent protein catabolic process via the multivesicular body sorting pathway
Cellular component (GO): endosome
Molecular function (GO): protein binding
Source: RefSeq, a predicted model, not a curated record
AUGUUAUCAGUAGAUAGAAAGAGAACUGAAAAGGUUGAUGUAAUCAAACCUUUGACUAAAUAUAUCAAGGAGCAAUUUAGUAAAGAAGAAGCUGCCGAUCAUGAACAACAAAUCAAUACCUUGAGUUCACUUCGUGAAGAUGUACGUAAUCUUCAAGACAAGACAGAGACUUCCAAGGAAAUGAUUUGGAAGUAUUACUCUAUUCUCCAAUCUUUAGAAAUGAGAUUCCCAAUCUCUGAAAAUAAUGUCAGAAUUCAAUUCCCUUGGACAGAUUGUUAUAAACAAAGAAAAUUUUCAUUGUAUAGUGUAUUUUUUGAAAGAAGUUCAGUAUUAUUCAACUAUGGUUCAAUUAUUAGUCAAAUUGGAGCAACUCAAAAUCGAUCGACUGUUGAAGGUAUCAAAAAGGCAUGCAAUUCAUUCCAAUCUGCAUCUGGUAUCUUUGCACACCUUAGAGAAUACAUUUCAUCGCACCCAGAAUGUUUCAAUAGUCCAGAUUUCUCUGCAGACUCACUUAGUCUAUUAUCAAAUUUGAUGAUUGCUCAAGCUCAAGAGUGUAUCUAUGAAAAGGCUGCCAUUGACAAUAUGAGUGACUCUAUUCAAUCUAAAUUGGCCAUGCAAACUGCUGAAUACUAUGAUACUGUCUACCAAUUAACAAAUUCAAAUGCUUUAAAAAGUCUUGUUGAUAGAACAUGGACAGCAAUUUCUUAUACAAAAUCAUUUAUAUUCAAAGCACUUGCAUUCUACAAAUAUGCAACUGGAUUGGAACAAGCUGCUCAAUUUGGUGAACAAGUAGCUAGACUCACCAUGGCAGUUGAAUCUAUCAACCAAGCUAAAGUUAAUAUUCCAAAAACUGCUGUUGUUGAAUUUAAGGACUUUUUAGAUAAAACUGCAAAUAUUAUUAUAAAAGCAUUUGAAUCUGCUAAAAAGGAUAAUGAUACAAUUUAUCAUGAUGUAGUUCCACAAUCACAUAAAUUAUCAGCAUUGGAAAAGAAACCAAUGGCAAAGUCAUUACCAAUUCCAGAAAUCACCUCUAGUGAUCCAUUCUCUCAUCUCGUACCAUACUCUGUAAAGGAAGAUGCUGCUUUCUACAAUGAUCAAAAAGAACAAUUAAUCAAAAAAGAAUUGGAAAAUAUUAAAUAUCAUAAUGAAUCAGCUAAAGCAACAUUAUUAUCAAUGAAUUUACCAGGAGCUAUUGAAGCAUUGGAAAUUGGAAUUCCAAAGGCAUUACAAGAAAAGAUGGAUUUGGUGAAAUCAGAAAGAGGAGUAGAGACUGUGAGUGAUCUUUUGAGAUCACUACAACAACUCUAUGAAGAGGAUCAUUCGAUUUGUCAAUCGUCGAAUAAAUUGUUGGACAAGGAGGAGGAAGAGGACAAUGGAAUGAGACAACAGUACCAGUCGGCAUGGCACCGUACUCCAUCCUACACUUUGACGGCCAAUCUCCGUCAAGACUUGGCCAAAUACACUAGCAACUUGUCGCACUCGUCAAAGAGCGACGCAUUUAUCCGCAAAAAAUUUGAGGAUGCCAAGUCGUUGAUUGCUGCACUCGAGUCACAAGACGAGGUUGUACAAUUGUUGCCAUCCAACAUUAUGCCACUCAACCAAAUCCCAGAGGUUGCCAACCUCAAGGCGUCGAUUAAAUCACUCGACAAUCUUAUGGCUGCUCGGGAACAAAUCGGUGAAAAGUUCAAGCAAUUGUCACUCAAGGACGACAUUACUGUCAAGCUUAUCAGUCCUCCAGGUCGCGACCGUCAACAAGUGUUUAAUGAGGAGAUAUUAAAGUACGAACCACUCCAAACACAACUCAAUGACAACUUCCUCAAACAAGAACCAUUGCUCGAGUCAAUCCGUCAGGAAAACGAAAAGUUUGUUCGUACCAACAGCAAACACGGUAGUCAACGUGAAGAGAUUUUACAAAGAUUUGCCAAUGCCUUCAAGACCUACAACGAACUCAAAUCCAAUCUCGGUGAAGGUAUCCAAUUCUAUACCAAUUUCCAAGAGAUUUUAUUAAAGUUUAAGAGUCGUUGUGAAGACUUUGUCAAUGAACGUCAAAAGGAAAAGAAUGAACUUGUCAGACAGAUCUCGGCUGGUGUCUCUCCCUAUGGCGGAUCUCCAUCAACCAAUGUCGAUUACAACAAACCACCAGUCCCAUCAAAUGUACAAUUAAAUUCACCCAUUUACAAACAACAACAACAACAACAGUAUCAACAACCUCCACCACCAGCCUAUACACCAUAUCAACCACAACCAUAUGGUGCUCCACCUCCAAAUUCCUAUUCAGCUCCACCAGUAUCUUUUGGUGCUCCUCCUCCAUCUUUUUCAGCUCCACCAGCUUCUUUUGGUGCUCCUCCACCUUAUACUUAUAAUCAGAAUCAACAACAAAAUAAUAACAAUGGUAGACAAUAUUAA